AUGGUGGAUGGGGAUGCGUUUGUUAAUGGAAUUGUCAGGACGCUUGAUAUUGUUCAUGCUGGGGCUUUGUUUCGGCUUUUGGGAUUGGGGGAUCAGGGUAGGGUUGGUGUGCGGUGUGUGACGCUCUCUCGUCACCGUGCAGAUGCUCUUAUUGUUGUGUGUCGGGUUGAAAAUGAGUCGUUGGAUCACGGCGAGCAGGCUGAGCAGGACCGGGUUGGCUUUCGUCAUGAUAUGAGGAGUUGGGGGGAGUUGUGGAAUGAGAUUGGUGAGCAGACGGGGACGGUGUGGAAGCCUACGACUAUUGAACCGGGAGGAUCUGAUGGCCCGAGCCACUUUGCCGUCCGGAUGCACAGCGAGUAUUAA
Molecule: messenger RNA, 363 nt
Organism: Penicillium soppii
Lineage: Eukaryota; Fungi; Ascomycota; Eurotiomycetes; Eurotiales; Aspergillaceae
Exons: 1
Coding region: 1-363 (120 amino acids)
Source: RefSeq, a predicted model, not a curated record